Messenger RNA from Cladophialophora immunda, 1891 nucleotides. RefSeq lists its product as uncharacterized. The record is from RefSeq and is a predicted model, not a curated record. The transcript is spliced from 5 exons. Lineage: Eukaryota; Fungi; Ascomycota; Eurotiomycetes; Chaetothyriales; Herpotrichiellaceae. Gene Ontology annotation, biological process: transmembrane transport. Gene Ontology annotation, molecular function: transmembrane transporter activity. Bases 293 to 1771 code for a protein of 492 amino acids.
AUUAUGCGUGAAUAGGCCAAAAUCCCACGGUUACACAAGCAUUCAACCAUGGUAAAGCAAGCCCAUCGAAGAUGUCCCUCUAGUGAACGUCAACAUUGCUUUGGAAGAACCCAUCUGGUAUCGUCGGCGGAAAUAGGCGUGCCAAGACGAGUUUGAAAGCAACAGAGCUAGAUAAGUCUCUGAUAAAGCUGAAGUAAAAGGAUAGGUCAAUAUGAGUCGCGAAGACAUUCCACGUUGACGAGGCCUGAAGUCUCGUCAUUUCCUGAGACUCGUUAUCCUUCUUAGAGACCAAAUGGGCACAGACACCGCGUCCGAACCACCAGAGGACGUGAUUGGAGCUCCAACCGAUGCUCUGAGAUGGACUGACGAGCAUGACCCAGAGAACCCAUUCAACUGGCCAGCUACGAGGCGAUGGAGUGUUGUAUGUUUGGCAUGUUACGUAACUUUCAUCGUCGGGUGGAAUGCCACCACAGUCUCAGGAGCAGCGAUAGAGAUUGGCGAAUACUUUGGUGUUAGCGACCAGAGUUUCCCCAAUUCGUUUUGGCCCGUUACCUCUUGGACGACUGGCGCUGCUGUGGCGCCAAUGAUCGUGCUGCCGAUAAUGGAGGAUUUUGGUGUCCGUCCAGGAUAUUUGAUUUCGUAUUUUAUUUUUUCGAUAUUUGUCAUUCCGCAAGCUGUGGCUAAGAAUUUCGCGACACUGGUUGCGACUCGCUUCUUUGCUGGCUGUUGCGCCGGAAUUUUACAGGAUGGCACAGAUGGCAUUGUCGCCGACUUAUUCCCUGACCCUGUCAAGCGAAGCCUACCAAUCAGUUGUUACGUGUUUUCUCUUCUCGCUGGAGUUACAAUAGGGCCGGUCAUUGGCGGUGCUAUCAACGUACACUUAUAUUGGCGAUGGAUAUUCUACAGCCAGCUCUGCAUCUACUUUGGUUCGUUUCCAUUCAUAUUCCUCAUUAUGAAAGAAACGCGGGGCCCUGUGAUCCUGUUGAAACGGGCGAAAAAUGCAUCUGAUCAGCAACAAGCCAAUGUUUCCGAACUAGAGAAACAGCAACACCAUAUCAACCUCGUCCGGUUCUUGAAAGACAACGUUGUACGGCCUGCUUAUUUGCUCGUUACGGAGCCGGUUGUCUUCUUCUUUACCCUCCUGACAGCGCUCUCCUACGGCAUUGUCUUUAUCUCAUCGCAGAGUGUCACCCAAGUCUUCAUGGCGCUUUAUGGCUGGCCCGAACAUCAAACCGCCUACGUGCAAGCUGCGAUUGUGGUCGGCGAGUUUCUCGGCCUGCUCAUAUGCUUGUACCAGAACUACCUGUUCGAAAGGGCAUUCCGGCCUGAAAGUCGCACACCAAGGUCUCGACUUCCAGAAGUUCGCCUCUACAUGAGCAUUCCUGCUUCCUUCAUCGGGCUUGCCGGCGGACUCUUUUGGUACGGCUGGACAAGUUACAGCUCCUUGCAUUGGAUUUUGCCCGUCAUUGGGCUGACCCUUACUGGAAUUGGCAGUAUGGUGGUCAUGCAAGCUGUCAUGAUGUAUCUUACGGAUGCUUAUGCGAAGUAUGCUGCAAGUGCGAGCGCCGCAGCUUGCGCGGGAGAAAACAUCUUUGCUGCUUUCCUACCCUUGGCUGCUCAGUCAAUGUACACCAACCUGGGAUUCCAGUGGGCCAGCAGUGUUUUGGCGUUCAUCGCGCUUGCCUUGAGCUUUGCGCCCAUAGUGCUCAUUUUCUACGGCGAGACCAUCAGAAGAUGGAGUCCGUUCAUGUCCCAAGCAACAUAUGAAUAAACAGUCAAUGGACAGAUAGACAGCUGGGAUCUGUUGCUGCAGACUUCAAAAGGCUCAAGAGGCAAACUACCCGUAUGGCUUCUACGUCUUUUAUUAGUGAACACAGGGCUGCUUCUUGAC